Molecule: messenger RNA, 2110 nt
Organism: Diachasmimorpha longicaudata
Lineage: Eukaryota; Metazoa; Arthropoda; Insecta; Hymenoptera; Braconidae
Product: antitrypsin-like
Exons: 8
Coding region: 479-1444 (321 amino acids)
Molecular function (GO): serine-type endopeptidase inhibitor activity
Source: RefSeq, a predicted model, not a curated record
AUUCGAAUGUUACGGGUUGUUAUCGCACCGAUUGUUUAGACGACAUAUACUAUACUACAAUAUGAGGCCCUCAGCCAUAUAAAAAACGGUGAUUUUUUUGAAAAUGCGUCAGUUGGCGUGAUUGAAACAUUCGACUCGAACGCAUCAGCAUCAUUAUGAAGCCAAUCGUUUUUAUAUUGGCGUUCCUGGCUCUCCAUGGAUACGUUCAGCCAUUCGGCUAUCCUUCUCAACUAGCGAAUGUUAUUCAUAAGAUAGUGAAAGAUGGAAUGAACAAAUUUGCCCUUAAUCUAUACAAGGUAAGGUAUUGGUUGUCACAAAACUCAUUUUCUUGAUCUAUUAUUAAGCAUCAUAAUAUGCGCAGACGACCCUCAAGGAAAAAUCAGAAAAUUUUGUCGCCUCUCCGUACGGCGCCUACUUUGCCCUCGCCUUGGCAGCAUAUGGCGCCGAGGGUGCAACGAGACGGGAAUUAUGGGAUAUUAUGCAUCUUCCGUAUGAAACUACUGAUGAAUUCACGAAAGCAUGCUUGAAAAAGAUAAUGAACAUGUUUAAGGACGAUACAGACCUCACGGUGCUAAACCAAAACAAAUUGUUCAUGAACGAAGGUUUCAUUGCAAGCCGUCAGUAUGAAGAAAUCCUUAGGGACACAUUCGAAGCUUCAAUCGACACAGUAAAUUUCCCAAGUACAAUAAAAACCGCAGAGACUAUCAAUAACUGGGCUAAGGAGAUCAGCCAGAACCGUAUCUCCGAAAUGGUUACCUCAGAAACAUUGAGCCCUAACAUGGUUCUUAUGCUGGCCAAUGUCCUAUAUUUCUCCGGAGAAUGGUUGCAACCAUUUGAGCGCGCGCGCCAGCAAAACUUCUAUGUGAGUGAGAAUGCUGUUAAAUUAGUACCGAUGAUGACCCGCUAUGGAUAUCUGUUACACGGAGACCUGCCUGCCCUCAAAGCUCGCUUCAUACAGCUACCGUACAAGAAUGGAAAUGGAGUAGAGGAAGCGACCUACAUGUACAUCAUUAUGCCAGUCGACGGCAAUGAUUUCGCCUACCUGGAAGAGAAUAUUUCUUCGCUUCAAUUAGAUGAUCUCCAACAGGGAAGCGUUAAUAACAGCAUAGUAUACCUACCGACAUUCAAAAUGGACAACACUUUGCAAUUGGCUGAUCAUAUUUCGAAGAUGGGUGCUCCAACUGCUUUUUCAGAGGCCGCAGAUUUCAGUACAAUCAGCGCACGAUCGGCGGGAUUAACCAUUUCAAACAUAGUACAGAGAAGCUCACUCGCAGUUGAUGAAAUAAACGCUGUGGUGCCAUCUCCGACGAGUAAAAUUAGGAGGAUAGUGUUCCCACCGCUGGUGACGUGGCACACCUUUUCGGCCAAUCGGCCUUUCCUAAUGGUCAUUGCAACCAAAGAUCUUAUCUUAUUCACUGGCAAAGUAGUGGAUCCAACACAAUGAGGAAUCUUGGAUGGAACUCUACAAAAUUGCACACAUCAAGAGGCCAUACGAGAGCUGGAGUGAUGAUGAGUGAGCUGGUGUUGAGGGUAGGAUUGAAGGAUGAAGGGUUCUCCAAACCGUAUUUCAACCUCGAAACCCAAGCACCUUUCCUUUUCAAGGGAUCCACACGUGGAGUAUUUUUUCCUUUUGAAAGCGUUCUCAUAGGCUAAUUGUUGGUGUCGGUACAUGCCCCUGUUGGUUAGGUGUACUAAUGUGUUCAUGGACAGUUGGCAUGUAUCGGCUAUGUUGAAUAUUUUAACACAUAUAUUUCAAGUUUUUUCACCUAAAUGAAUUUUUAUACGAAUGUUAAAAAGUCUCUAGUUAAUUGUAUUUUUUUUAUGAGACAUAUAUAUGUCUCGAAUAUUUUCACUUCUUUUUAUUCCUUAGCCGCUCACUUAUUCUAAUUUUGACGGCAGAUGUUGGUACUCCUUGGGGUUUCUUCGAGUUAGGUAUAGUAAAAAAAAAACAUUUAAAUAAAAUAGAAAAGUAAAUUAGAAGAAGACAAUAGGGAAAAAGGAACGCAAAGAAAUUACUUCAGACAUUUUAUAAGGUCCAUUAUUUUAUUUUCAAAAUCAUCACAAACUUCUAGUCUUCGUUGAACACAUGGUUUUCUUAAUUUAAAUAAAC